CAACCAAGGCUAAUCCGUCUGUUGUUGUCUGUAGGCGGACAAAAAAGCGAAGCAGGAAGUACGUGACGGUGAAACAUCUCACUCCGCCUCCUUCUACCGUCUCUGUGCGCUAGCUACGGCAAGUCGUUAGCCUCAUUCCUGUAUUUAGAUCACCGGCAAUGAGCUUCCUGGUUUAGAGUAAGUAAAAACAAAUAAAAUGUGACAUUUAUUACAAAAGUAGAGAAACAGCCGGCUUGCUCUUUGUGCCCAAAUGUCAGUGAUUAGCAUCGCUGCUAAACGCGGCUUGUCGCUCAAGAUAAUUCGUCCUUGGUGUAACCUACUAACAAACUCUGCAAGCAGCACACGUGUGACAUGUCUGUGGAGCUCUACCAAGGUACCAGAGGCUGCAACAUGGGAACCAGUGCCAGAGAGCCAGCUUCCCCCGCCUGUCCAAGUCCCCGCUGACCUGGUGGACAAACUGGAGCGACUGGCCUUAGUGGACUUCCGCACCAAACAGGGUCUGGACUGUUUGGAGAAAGCUAUCCGGUUUGCAGAUCAGCUCCACGUUGUUGACACAUCGGGGGUUGAACCGAUGGAUUCAGUUCUGGAGGACAGGGCUUUAAACCUGAGGGGUGACGCAGUGGUGGAAGGGGACUGUGCUGAAGAACUGCUUCAACUAUCCAAAAACACAGUCGAAGAAUAUUUUGUAGCGCCUCCAGGAAAUAUUCCUCUACCGACGAGGGAAGAGAGGACUGCCAUGCUGAAGCACUCAGAGUUCUGAUGUUUAUGCAUUUAUAUUUUAUAUUUAUUACAAAACCUGCCAGUCAUGCUUUGAUGUUUUUUGUUUUUUUCUGUUUCAUUUUACACCUGUGGUAAAAAUCUCUUUUUAGUUUCAGUAUCAUUUCCUUAACAUUGUGUUGGCAGCCUGCAACAAUGACACACUGUGCUUACUUUGUUCUGAUUUGGGAUUUACUGAAUAAUCUUCAUCUUCAAGCCAUGAUCUUUUCAUCUCUUUCUGUUUUGUUUCCAGAUAAACUUUUUUUUAAUAAAUGGCUAAAAAUAGA
Molecule: messenger RNA, 1043 nt
Organism: Larimichthys crocea (large yellow croaker)
Lineage: Eukaryota; Metazoa; Chordata; Actinopteri; Sciaenidae
Gene: gatc
Product: glutamyl-tRNA amidotransferase subunit C
Exons: 5
Coding region: 251-760 (169 amino acids)
Biological process (GO): regulation of translational fidelity; mitochondrial translation; glutaminyl-tRNAGln biosynthesis via transamidation
Cellular component (GO): glutamyl-tRNA(Gln) amidotransferase complex; mitochondrion
Source: RefSeq, a predicted model, not a curated record